Trametes versicolor FP-101664 SS1 is the source of this 159-nucleotide messenger RNA. RefSeq lists its product as uncharacterized. NCBI's taxonomy places the organism in Eukaryota, Fungi, Basidiomycota, Agaricomycetes, Polyporales, Polyporaceae. The record is from RefSeq and is a predicted model, not a curated record. The annotation marks the transcript as partial. The transcript has a single exon.
AAUGCAUUCCCCUUUCAAUGCAAAGACUUCUCUAGCAUCAACUUCCUCUCCAAGCUGCUGUCCAGGUUCAUCACCGACGACCACACCCUCUCGCGCGGUGUCGCAGUACUGCCUGCCUUCCUGUUCGUCGCCGAAACAUGCGUGCGCCGUGGAUCGUGA